UCAGUGCCGUAAAGCGCCAGCCGCUGUCGUGGAUCGGCGCAUGUUGUCAUGCUGUGAGCUCAAAUCAUGAGAGAUUUCGGGUUAUUAAUAGCGUAAAUGUAUAAACCGGAGCUGCUGGAUAUCAUCUGUCUGCACAGAAACACAGGCUGCUGAAGCUGGUUAUAUGACUAAGCUGCAGAACAGCAUCUUUAAGAGUGACAGAUUCAUAAACCAGUGACUAAUAGAAGUUACAGGUAACGUUACUCAGUAUAUAAGCUCUGUAAGAUCUCGUAGUCCGGUUUCCGUGGGUUUAGAGUUGGUGCUCGCUUCUGUUCUGGUUCUGGUUCGGAUCUGGUUGGGGAUGUUUGUGCUGGUGGAGAUGGUGGACACGGUCCGGAUUCCUCCGUGGAGUUUCCACCGACAGCUGAACGACGCGAUCGCCGAGGAGCUCAACAAGAAACUCGCCAACAAGGUGGUGUAUAAUGUGGGCUUGUGUGUGUGCCUGUAUGACGUCACUAAGCUGGAGGACUCCUACAUCUUUCCCGGAGACGGAGCGUCUCACACUAAAGUUCACUUUCGAUAUGUGGUCUUCCACCCGUUCCUGGAUGAGAUCCUGGUGGGAAAGAUUAAAGGCUGUAGUGCUGAAGGUGUUCAUGUGAGCCUCGGAUUCUUCGAUGACAUCAUAAUCCCGCCAGAGUCGCUACAGCAACCGGCUAAAUUCGAUGAGGCGGAGCAGGUGUGGAUGUGGGAGUACGAGACGGACGAGGGCGCUCACGACCUCUACAUGGACCAGGGCGAGGAGAUCCGCUUCCGGGUGGUGGACGAGGUCUUCAUCGACACCUCGCCCACGGGUCCCAGCGCAGAGAAGGAAGGGCCGAGCACAGCCCCCACAGCGCCACCUGCAGGAGCGGAGGACAGCGCGCAGCAGAAAGAGGCUCCGUACACACUCAUAGGAUCUGUAAGUGAACCAGGUCUGGGUCUUCUGUCCUGGUGGAACAGUUAACGGUCUCAUCUGUGUUGUGAAGCAUGAAAAUCAGCCGAAACUUCUCAUAAGACUCAUCUACACACAGAACUGAAGCUCAAUCAGUGAGCAGCUGGUGCCGGCCAAUAGGAGAUGCUUAAUAAAAGAGCCAUUUAUAAUCAUUUAAAUGGGAUUAAUGUGUUGUAUUGCUGUGUCUUAUGGAGUUUACUUUAUAAAUAAAUUCUAUAAAAAUGUUUAGCAAAUAGUCUUUUUCUGACACUGAAUGGGAUAUUUUCAUGUGAUAAUGUAUAUAUAGUUUUCGGAUUUGUUUUCUCCUGCUUUAUACAACAUUAAAAAUGAAAUGAAAAAAUA
Cyprinus carpio (common carp) is the source of this 1312-nucleotide messenger RNA. It is a transcript of the gene polr3h, whose product is annotated as polymerase (RNA) III (DNA directed) polypeptide H. Gene Ontology annotation, biological process: DNA-templated transcription; transcription initiation at RNA polymerase III promoter. NCBI's taxonomy places the organism in Eukaryota, Metazoa, Chordata, Actinopteri, Cypriniformes, Cyprinidae. The record is from RefSeq and is a predicted model, not a curated record. Gene Ontology annotation, cellular component: RNA polymerase III complex. Gene Ontology annotation, molecular function: DNA-directed RNA polymerase activity; DNA binding.